CAAACAUCUUGCUCACUGAUAAGUCUUCACUCACACUUUUUGACUCAAAAAGGUAAGGUGGCUGGUGCCGUCUUAAUGACAGCUUGAACCAUUCAAUGAACAGUUGCUGUGACUAUAACAAUACUGCUGCACAGUUGGACUUGGAACUCCCCUUGGGAAUCAGACACAGGGAUGAUGGACCCGCACAUAUUCCUUAUCCUAUUAGCAGGACUAUUGGUAACAACGUCAGCUAUAACCACUAACGUGAACACAGUUUCAUUUGCAGUCACCACAAUGCCAUCUCCAGAGAAUGCAACUUCCCCACCAGUCAACAUGACCUCACCACCACUCAAUGCAACCUCACCACCAGUCAACAUGACCUCACCACCAGUCAAUAAAACCUCACCACCACUCGAUGUAACCUCACCACCAAUAAACAUGACCUCACCACCAGUCAACCCAUCCUCACCACCAAUAAACACGACCUCACCACCAGUCAAUGUAACCUCACCACCAAUAAACAUGACCUCACCAGCAGUCAACCCAUCCUCAUCACCACUCAACACAACCUCACCGCCAGUCAACAUAACAUCAUCAUCAGUCAACAUGACCUCACCACCAAUCAAUGAAACCUCACCACCAGUCAAUGUAACCUCACCACCAGACAAUGAAACAUCACCACCAGUCAAUGUAACCUCACCACCAAUAAACAUGACCUCACCAGCAGUCAACCCAUCCUCACCACCACUCAACACGACCUCACCAUCAGUCAACAUGACCUCACCACCAGUCAACAUGACCUCACCACCAGUCAAUGUAACCUCACCACCAAUCAACAUGACCUCACCACCAGUCAACAUGACCUCGCCACGACUCAACACAUCCUCACCACCACUCAAUGCAACCUCACCACCAAUCAACAUGACCUCCCGACCAGUCAAUGAAACCUCACCACCAGUCAAUGUAACCUCACCACCAGUCAACCCAUCCUCACCACCAGUCGACAUGACCUCACCACCACUCAAUGCGACCUCAACAUCACUCAACGCGACCUCAACACCAGUCAACAUGAUCUCAUCAUCAGUCAACAUGACAUCACCAUCAGUCAAUGCAACCUCACCACCAAUCAAUAUGAUCUCACCACCAGUCAACAUGACCUCACCACCAAUCAACAUGACCUCACCACCAGUCAAUGCAGCCUCACCACCAGUCAAUGUAACCUCACCACCAAUCAACAUGACCUCACCACCAGUCAAUGAAACCUCACCACCAGUCAAUGUAACCUCACCACCAAUCAACAUGACCUCACCACCAGUCAAUGAAACCUCACCACCAGUCAAUGUAACCUCACCAACAAUAAACAUGACCUCACCACCAGUCAACCCAUCCUCACCAUCAGUCGACGUGACCUCACCACCACUCAACGCAACCUCACCACCAGUCAAUGAAACCUCACCACCAGUCAAUGCAACCUCACCACCAAUUAACAUGACCUCACCACCAGUCAAUAUGACCUCACCAUCAGUCAACAUGACCUCACCACCAGUCAAUGCAACCUCACCACCAAUUAACAUGACCUCACCAUCAGUCAACAUGACCUCACCAUCAGUCAACAUGACCUCACCACCAGUCAAUGCAACCUCACCACCAAUUAACAUGACCUCACCAUCAGUCAACAUGACCUCACCACCAGUCAAUGCAGCCUCACCACCACCAGUCACCACAAUGCAUUUGCCAGGUAAUGCAAGUUCUCCACCUGUAAAUGAAACAUCAGCACCCCCAAGAAUCACAACUAUUGGCGCUCCAGCUACAACCACAACAACUGCCCCACCACCAGAGCCAAAAAUUAAGUUGGGAUUUAAGUUGCAGCAAAUUUUUUCACCACAACUUACAAACAAAUCCUCACCACAGUUCCAGGAAUUAGAAAACAAAGUAACCACAGCGCUCAACAUGGUCUAUUCACAAAAAUAUGGAACUCGCUUCAAACAAACUGUCAUCAAGACCUUCAGUCAAGGAUCCAUUGUGGUAGAUGCUGAGCUGAUAUUCAAUAAUGUGACUACACUACCAAAUGCCAGUUCUGCAGCUGAAACCUUGGUGACUGCUGCUUCCAGCUCUAACUUUUCCCUCAGUGUCAACACAUCAUCUAUUAGUGCAAUCGUUGCGUCAGCACCAACUGAAGCGCCAGCCACAGUUGAACCUUCAACACUGAUGAACACAACUCCCUCACCAGUCAACGCAACCUAUCCACCAGUCAACAUGACCUCAUCACCAGUCAAGCCGACCUCACCACCAUUCAACGCAACCUCAUUCCAACCAAUCUCCACAAUGUCACCGCCAGGCAAUGGAACCCCCCCACUCAUAAAUGGAACAUCAACGCAUCCAGUUGUCACAAUUGGUGCUCUGGCUACAAUAACAGCUGCCCCACCAGCAGAAUCAAAGAUCAUGUUGGGAUUUAAGUUGCAGCAAAACUUUACAUCACAACUUGCAAACAAAUUCUCUCAAGAGUUUAAGGAUUUAGCAAACAAAGUAAAAGGAAUACUUGAUGAUGUCUAUAAAAAGAAAUAUGGAAGCAGAUUCUUUCAAUCUGUGGUCAACUCUUUCAGUCAAGGUUCAGUUGUGGUAGAUGCUGAGCUGAUAUUUAAUAAUGCCAGCUCAGUGCCAGAAACUGGUGCUGUGGCAAAUGUUCUGGUGGAGGCAGCGUCCAACAGUUCCAACUUCUCCCUUCCAGUGAAUGUAUCAAGCAUUGUUACUACAAAAAUUAGUACAUCAACAGCUGCACCUACAUCAGUUCCAACUAUGCCUAUCACUUCAGCUGGUGCUAAUGCUACAGCUGCUCCAACUGCUGCUCCUAAUGCUACAGCUGGCCCUACUGCAGCUCUGAACGUUACAGUUGCUCCAACUGCUGCUCCUAAUGCUACAGCUGGUCCUACUGCAGCUCUGAACAUUACAGUUGCUCCAACUGCUGCUCCUAAUGCUACAGCUGGCCCAACUGCUGCCUCGACUGCAGCUCCCAAUGCAACAGCCACUUCCACUGCUGUACCAGCUACUUCAACCACCACUGCAUCUACAAAUCCACCUUCAUCCAGUGAGGGAACCCUGGGUCUUCAGUUUAGUCUCAACCAAAUAUUUACAUCAGAUCUCUCCAACUCAUCCUCAGCAGCGUUUAAGACUUUAGCUGCAUCAGUGGUCAAUGAGGUAAACAAAGUGGGUAAAAAGCUGUAUGGAUCAUCUUUCCUUCGUUCCAUUGUCAAAGCAUUCAGGAGUGGAUCGGUGGUUGUCGACUUGACCCUUGUGUUCAAAGAUGAAAACUCAGUUCCUUCAGCAAGCAAUGCAACCUCACAACUCAGCAGUGAACUUACAAGCAACUCUACCUCCCUGAACAUUAUAUCAGGCAGCGUUUCUGCACAGUCAACAUCAACAUCAAGCAGUCCUCCUCGGACCACAAUGGGCUCAUUGGCAGUCUUUUCACUAACACUGCUGGCUGUGGCACAGAUGCUGAUACACUGACUUUGCCAAUAGCUUUUACUAUGCAGUCAAGUGUGGAAAAAAGCAAUGUACCAACAAACCAAUGACAUAAUAAGUGUUCAUUAUGAAAUUUGCCAAUACUAUGUCAUGUGGUAAAAAGUAGAAAAGGUUUCAAUCGUAGUCAUCUGGACACUGUUUUCAGAAUCAAGACGUUUAGGCUCCCAUCUGGAAGUCAUUCUCAAUUGUGUAAAAU
This is a messenger RNA of Siniperca chuatsi (mandarin fish), 3697 nucleotides long. RefSeq lists its product as uncharacterized. Lineage: Eukaryota; Metazoa; Chordata; Actinopteri; Centrarchiformes; Sinipercidae. Bases 172 to 3486 code for a protein of 1104 amino acids. The record is from RefSeq and is a predicted model, not a curated record. The transcript has 17 exons.